Aspergillus terreus NIH2624 is the source of this 1362-nucleotide messenger RNA. RefSeq names its product phosphatidylserine decarboxylase family protein. The transcript has 2 exons. Gene Ontology annotation, molecular function: phosphatidylserine decarboxylase activity. Gene Ontology annotation, cellular component: mitochondrion. Gene Ontology annotation, biological process: phosphatidylethanolamine biosynthetic process. The coding region runs from base 1 to 1362 and encodes 453 amino acids. The record is from RefSeq and is a predicted model, not a curated record. NCBI's taxonomy places the organism in Eukaryota, Fungi, Ascomycota, Eurotiomycetes, Eurotiales, Aspergillaceae.
AUGCGCGUCUUGACUUGUAUUGUUGCUGCAACCUUCUACGUGGCAGUGUUAUGCCAGCAGUUACACGGCGAGGUAAGGGGAUACACCCAAAGACAACAUCAUCGUAACAGCGCAGCAGGUAUGGUUUGGCGGUCAUGGAGUGGAGGGAACAUCUCGGCCAAUAUACCGCAGAAAUGGCUCGUACAGCUUCUGCAAGACGUACAACAAGAGCCACAGACACUGCACCCUGUUCUUGUCGAAUUCCAGCAACUCAUCGAAACCAACACGCGCAUAUACAUGCUCUUCCAGUCGAUGUUCCAAGAGAUGGGGGGUUGCCCGUACGAAGUACAGAGCUACCAGCAGCUACUGCAAGUCCUCAACCAUAUCAUUACUCGUGGACCAGCGUGGAGCGAAGAUCUCCUGCAAGCUGACAGAGCCGGGCUCUCCAUCCUCGCCGUCAUUGGCCGGGUCAAAAGUACAGUGAGCGGCGUUGCGGCGUUCCUCGAUCCACAAGUGAAUGCAAUGGUGGGCAAGGUGCUCAACGCAUGGGGCGCGUUUCUUCGAUCGCCAGCAUCGGCGGUCGUGUUGAACAACUCGUCCGGGUGGUUCAGCGCGUCAGCGCUACAGCACUUGACUGACACCGCCAACGCAGGGAUAUCGAAUUACAGCUUUGAGGAAAUGUUUGUCAGCGAUCCAUCAGCGCCAUACUAUGGCUUUCGUUCAUGGGACGACUUCUUCGCCCGCUCUUUCAGGGAGGGCAUCCGGCCCGUCGCCUCUGCAGACGAUGAUAACGUGAUAACCAAUGCAUGUGAACACACACCGACCAACGUCGUCCACGGGGUGAAACUGCGAGAUCAGUUCUGGAUCAAAGGGCGCCACUACUCCGUCCUGGACAUGCUUGGGCACGGCAAUCGCGCGAUGGCAGACCACUUCGUGGGAGGAACAGUCUACCAGGGCUUGUUGAGCGCGCUGAGCUACCACCGCUGGCAUGCACCGGUAUCAGGGAGGAUAGUCCAGGCGUACGUCCUGGAUGGAAUGCACUACGCACCGCUGGGAUACUCGGACGGCCGACUCGAGGAGCUUGCAGAGUCUGAGUACGGACCGGCCAUGUCGACGCGGGCGGUGUUCCUGAUCGAGGCGGAUAACCCUGCUGUUGGACUGGUGGCUUUUAUUGCUGUUGGACUUGCGGAAGUGUCGACGUGUGAGAUGACAGCGUCCGAAGGGGAAUAUGUGGGGAAGGGAGACAAGUUGGGCAUGUUCCAUUACGGAGGCUCAACGCAUUGCCUCUUGUUCAGAGCGGGAGUCAAUCUGACGGGGUUUCCUGACAUGGAGAGCAAGAAGAGUGUUCCGGUUCGCAGUCGAUUGGCGACUGUGCAGAGCUGA